CGGGAUGGACGGCAAAGGCUCCUACCAGGUGAAGGGCUGGAAGCUCACACAGCAGCAGUUUGUGGCCCUUCUGUGGAAGAGGCUGCUGAUUGCCAGAUGGAGUCGGAAGGGAUUCCUUGCUCAGAUCGUCCUGCCAGCUGUGUUUGUCUGCAUUGCCCUGGUGUUCAGCUUGAUCGUGUCCCCCUUUGGCAAGUACCCCAGCCUGGAACUUCAGCCUUGGAUGUACAACGAACAGUACACGUUUGUCAGUAAUGAUGCUCCUGAGGACAUGGGCACCCAGGAACUCCUGAAUGCCCUCACCAGACACCCUGGCUUCGGGACCCGCUGUAUGGAAGGAAAUCCGAUCCCAAACAUGCCCUGCUCUGUGGGGGAGGAGGAGUGGACCACCGCCCUGGUCCCCCAGACCAUCGUGGACCUCUUCCAAAAUGGGAACUGGACGAUGGAGAACCCCUCACCCACCUGCCAGUGUAGCAGUGACAAAAUCAAGAAGAUGCUGCCUGUGUGUCCCCUGGGGGCAGGGGGGCUGCCUCCUCCACAGGAGGAGCAUGUCAUGGACAUCCUUGUGUCCAUCUGUGUCAUCUUUGAGAUGUUCUUCGUCUCAGCCAGCUCUGUUGUGUUCCUGAUCCAGGAGUGGGUCCGUGAGGUAGAGCACCUGUAGUUCAUCAGCAGAGUG
This is a messenger RNA of Lontra canadensis (Northern American river otter), 673 nucleotides long. RefSeq names its product phospholipid-transporting ATPase ABCA1-like. The transcript has 5 exons. Lineage: Eukaryota; Metazoa; Chordata; Mammalia; Carnivora; Mustelidae. The record is from RefSeq and is a predicted model, not a curated record. The coding region runs from base 5 to 658 and encodes 217 amino acids.